Messenger RNA from Nerophis ophidion (straightnose pipefish), 3491 nucleotides. Its product is annotated as aspartate aminotransferase, cytoplasmic-like. The transcript has 9 exons. The record is from RefSeq and is a predicted model, not a curated record. The coding region runs from base 114 to 1346 and encodes 410 amino acids. Gene Ontology annotation, cellular component: cytosol. Gene Ontology annotation, molecular function: pyridoxal phosphate binding; L-aspartate:2-oxoglutarate transaminase activity. Gene Ontology annotation, biological process: L-aspartate biosynthetic process. Lineage: Eukaryota; Metazoa; Chordata; Actinopteri; Syngnathiformes; Syngnathidae.
CAUUGGCUGCUGCGCUGUCCUGCCUGUCCUAGUGGGUCCGUGAAGGUGAACCCGGCUACUCGCUAUCUUUCUCCCUGCCUGCUCGCUGGAAGCCUCCGUCUCCCUCCUCAGCCAUGUCUGUGUUCAGCGACGUCCCGCAGGCGCCCCCGGUGGCCGUCUUCAAGCUGAGCGCCGACUUCAGGGAAGACGACCAUCCCCAGAAAGUCAAUCUGGGCGUCGGAGCCUACCGCACAGAUGAGUGCCAGCCGUGGGUGCUGCCGGUGGUCAAGAAGGUGGAGCGCCUCCUGGUGGACGACCACAGCCUCAACCACGAGUACCUGCCCAUCCUCGGACUGCCCGACUUCCGCUCGGCCGCCUCCAAGGUCGCCCUGGGAGACGACAGCCCCGCCAUCUUGGAGAAGCGGGUGGGCGGCGUCCAGGCCCUGGGCGGGACGGGCGCGCUGAGGAUCGGAGCGGAGUUCCUGCGGCGUUGGUACAACGGCGUCAACAACGUGGCCACGCCCGUCUACGUGUCUGCGCCCACCUGGGAGAACCACAACAGUGUGUUUGCCGACGCCGGGUUCAAGGACAUCCGGCCGUACCGCUACUGGGACGCCGCCAAGAGGGGGCUGGACCUCAGCGGCCUGCUGGAAGACUUGGAGGAAGCUCCAGAAGGUUCCAUCUUUGUCCUCCAUGCUUGUGCUCACAAUCCCACUGGAACAGAUCCUAGUCCUGCUGAGUGGAAGCAAGUAGCAAACAUCAUCCAGAGGAGGAAUCUCUUCACCUUCUUCGACUCCGCCUACCAGGGCUUCGCCUCAGGCUCCCUGGAAAAAGACGCCUGGGCCAUCCGCUACUUUGUGUCUGAGGGCUUUGAGCUCUUUGUGGCUCAGUCCUUCUCCAAGAACUUUGGGCUGUACAACGAGAGGGUGGGCAACCUGACAGUGGUGGCGCGCGAUGGCGACAAUCUGUCUCGCAUCCUGUCCCAGAUGGAGAAGAUCGUCAGGACCACCUGGUCCAACCCGCCCUCACAGGGGGCGCGCAUCGUCAGCAAGACCCUCAACUGCCCCGAGCUCUUCGCAGAAUGGAAGUCCAACGUGAAGACCAUGGCCGACCGGGUGCUCCUCAUGAGGGACCAGCUCAAGUCCAAGCUGCAGGCUCUCGGCACCCCGGGGACCUGGGACCACAUCACCCAGCAGAUUGGCAUGUUCAGCUUCACCGGACUCAACCCCAAUCAGGUGAGCUUCAUGAUCAAAGAGAAGCACGUCUACUUGAUGGCGAGCGGGCGCAUCAACAUGUGCGGCCUCACCUCCAAGAACAUCGACUACGUGGCACAGUCCAUCCACGACGCCGUCACCCAGGUCCAGUAGGAGGCCACGCCCCCCAGGCCCGGCCACGCCCACCGGCUAACGGGAGCUUUUCCCGGCGGCGCCUGGUGUGUGACGUCAGGCCAGUACCGUCCUCACCUCUUUGUAGCUGUCGUCAUAGCAACCACCACCACUGUACCUUGUCCAAGUGUCUGUCGCCUGCUGGACCCAAAUACUCUGAAAUAAGAUGACAUGCUGUCUCACAUCCUCACAGACACUCCGGCUGCUUUACCAAACGUUCUUUCAGGCGUUCUUCGCUCGUCUGAACUUUCUUUCGGGAGUUCUUUUCUCGUCGGAACAUUCUGUCAGGCGUUCUUUGCUUGUCCGAACAUUCUUUCAGGGGUUUUUCGCUCGUCUGAAUGUUCUUUCAAGCGUUUUUUGAUCGUCCGAACGUUCUGUCAGGCGAUCUUUGGUUCUCCGAAUAUUCUUUAAGGCGUUCUUCGCUCGUCUGAAUGUUCUGUCAAGCGUUCUUUGCUUGUCCGAACGUUCUUUCAGGCAUUCUUCGGUCGUCCAAACGUUCUUUCAGGCGUUCUUCGCUUGUCUGAACGUUCUUUCAGGCGUCCUGUGCUCGUCUGAACGUUUUUUCAGGCGUUCUUUGCUUGUCCGAACGUUCUUUCGGGCGUUCUCUGCUCGUCUGAAUGUUCUUUCAAGCAGUCUUUGCUCACCCGAAUGUUCUUUCAGGCAUUCUUCAAUCGUCUAAACGUUCUUUCAGGCGUUCUUCGCUUGUCUGAAUGUUCUUUCAGGCGUUCUUUGCUCGUCUGAACGUUCUUUCAGGCGUUCUUUGCUCGUCUGAACGUUCUUUCAGGCGUUCUUUGCUCGUCUGAACGUUCUUUCAGGCGUUCUUUGCUCGUCUGAACGUUCUUUCAGGCGUUCUUUGCUCAUCUGAAGGUUCUUUCAAGCGUUCUUCGCUCGUCCGAACGUUCUUUCAGGCAUUCUUCACUUGUCUGAAUGUCCUUUCAGGAGUUCUUCUCUCGUUUGAAUGUUCUUUCAGGCGUUCUUCACUCGUCUAAACGUUCUUUCAGGCGUUCCUCGCUCGUCUGAACGUUCUUUCUGGCGUUCUUCGCUUGUCCGAACGUUCUUUCUGGCGUUCUUCGCUUGUCCGAACGUUCUUUCUGGCAUUCUUCGCUUGUCCGAACGUUCUUUCAGGCGUUCUUUGCUUGUCCGAACAUUCUUUCAGGAGUUCUUCUCUCGUUUGAAUGUUCUUUCAGGCGUUCAUCGCUCGUCCGAACGUUCUCUCAGGCGUUCUUCGCUUGUCCGGACGUUCUCUCAGGUGUUGCUAUGCUUGUCCGGACGUUCUCUCAGGUGUUCUUCGCUUGUCUGAACGUUUUUUCAAGCAUUGUUCGCUUGUCUGAACGUUCUUUCAGACGUCCUUUGCUUGUCAGAACAUUCUUUCAGGAGUUCUUCUCUCGUUUGAAUGUUCUUUCAGGCGUUCUUCACUCGUCUAAACGUUCUUUCAGGCGUUUCUCGCUCGUCCGAACGUUCUUUCUGGCGUUCUUCGCUUGUCCGAACGUUCUUUCUGGCAUUCUUCGCUCGUCCGAACGUUCUUUCAGGCGUUCUUCGCUUGUCCGAACAUUCUUUCAGGAGUUCUUCUCUUGUUUGAAUGUUCUUUCAGGCGUUCAUCGCUCGUCUGAACGUUCUCUCAGGCGUUCUUCGCUUGUCCGGACGUUCUCUCAGGUGUUCUUUGCUUGUCCGGACGUUCUCUCAGGUGUUCUUCGCUUGUCUGAACGUUUUUUCAAGCAUUGUUCGCUUGUCUGAACAUUCUUUCAGACGUCCUUUGCUUGUCGGAACAUUCUUUCUGGAGUUCUUCUCUCGUUUGAAUGUUCUUUCAGGCGUUUUUCGCUCGUCCGAACAUUCUCUCAGGCGUUCUUCGCUUGUCAGAACGUUUUUUCAAGCAUUGUGCGCUCGUCUGAACGUUCUUUAAGGCGUUUUUUUCUCGUCUGAAGGUUCUUUCAAGCGUCCUUUGUUUUUCCGAACGUUCUUUCAGGCGUUCUUCGCUCGUCCGAACGUUCUGUCAGAGGUGUCAGCACUGCUUGAACUCUACAGUAUGUAAGAUUGCAAAUAUUAGAUGUCCACAUACUGUAACUAUAACAUAUUAAUAUUCCUUUUGCUUGUUAAAAGGACAAAUAAAACCAGAAGAGUGCAACAAAA